Messenger RNA from Coccidioides immitis RS, 1286 nucleotides. RefSeq names its product GABA(A) receptor-associated protein. The coding region runs from base 461 to 814 and encodes 117 amino acids. NCBI's taxonomy places the organism in Eukaryota, Fungi, Ascomycota, Eurotiomycetes, Onygenales, Onygenaceae. The transcript is spliced from 3 exons. Gene Ontology annotation, biological process: macroautophagy; cellular response to nitrogen starvation. The record is from RefSeq and is a predicted model, not a curated record. Gene Ontology annotation, cellular component: autophagosome; cytosol; fungal-type vacuole membrane. Gene Ontology annotation, molecular function: phosphatidylethanolamine binding.
CUGCGAGAUGAACGGCCUCCAAACGCGAGCCCUGUGGCACUCUUUGAACGCUUCCUGCGUGUCUUCUGGCGGCUCAUUCCUGCUCGAGUCACUCGAGACAGGGGAUCACGUGGGAUGCUGUGGCUCCUUGUGAUUGGCUGGUUGCUGGAAUUAGUCAUACUACCAGGUCAGCAGCCACUGCCACUAGACCAGAUCGGGCCUAGCACCACUCUCCACCGCCCUUACAUAUUGACUUCGCGGGGCUGCAGCCUUCCAUAUGAGCGACCAUCCCAUCGACUCUCUCUCAAUCUCACCCGCACUGCUUCUCAUCGUCUCCCAUAAAUCGAACUCAUUUGCACGCUUCUCACAAACCAAGUUUCUGCAUCCAUCAUCGCCACCCUCGUCUCUACUUUCGAACCCAUCCAGCCCAUCCCCGUUCACAUCCGCGAUUUAAAUCGACUACGUCAGCCCGUUAUCCACCAUGCGCUCCAAGUUCAAGGACGAGCAUCCCUUCGAAAAGCGCAAGGCCGAAGCUGAGCGCAUCCGCCAGAAAUACGCAGACCGCAUUCCAGUAAUCUGCGAGAAGGUUGAAAAGUCGGACAUUGCAACCAUCGAUAAGAAGAAAUACCUCGUCCCAGCAGAUCUCACGGUGGGCCAGUUCGUAUAUGUGAUUCGCAAGCGCAUCAAGUUGUCACCCGAGAAAGCCAUCUUCAUCUUCGUCGAUGAGGUGUUGCCGCCCACCGCUGCCCUGAUGAGCAGCAUCUACGAGGAGCACAAAGACGACGAUGGAUUCCUGUAUAUUACAUACUCUGGCGAGAAUACGUUCGGAAACUAAGUUCGGGGCUUCCGGAUUUUGAAAUAAUCAAAUUAGCUCGCAAUCCUAGUGUGUACGGGGAAGCGCCAAGAAUCCCGGUUUUUAUUCGAUGGCUCUGAAGUAUUAAUAUCAAGAGUGUUAAUGGAUUUGGUCUUCUUCGGCACCCCUAUCCUUCUCCCAGCAUACUUCCCACCCUUUUUGGACUCGUUCUUCCUGGGACAAAAUACAUAAGAAAUCGGAAUGACUGCGGUGCUUGGUGUUCUGCUUGCUUGCAACGGCGUUUUUGCUGUGAGUUAACGUCUGCUUUGCUUUGAUUGCAUCAUCACUCAAUGGACCCGACCAAAGUUGUGGUCAAGAUGUUUGGUGGUGCAAGAUUGAGUCAUUUCUGGUAGUGGUUCAUUUUGUCAGGUUUGUGAUUAGUAUGAUAAUGAACAUGGUUGUCUGCACAUUAUGAUUAUUUUUAUAUCUAAAUGGAACUAUGUUCCAAACCUCC